Messenger RNA from Canis lupus familiaris (dog), 9403 nucleotides. It is a transcript of the gene UNC5D, whose product is annotated as unc-5 netrin receptor D. The coding region runs from base 24 to 2900 and encodes 958 amino acids. Gene Ontology annotation, cellular component: membrane. The record is from RefSeq and is a predicted model, not a curated record. The transcript has 18 exons. Gene Ontology annotation, biological process: netrin-activated signaling pathway. Lineage: Eukaryota; Metazoa; Chordata; Mammalia; Carnivora; Canidae. Gene Ontology annotation, molecular function: protein binding; netrin receptor activity.
GGACCGCGAGCGCGGCGAGGAGCAUGGGGAGAGCGGCCGCCGCAGGAGGAGGCGCCGGAGGGGCGCGCCGCUGGCUCCCGUGGCUGGGGCUCUGCUUCUGGGCGGCGGGGGCUGCGGCUGCCCGAGGAACUGACAAUGGCGAAGUCCUCCCUGAGUCCAUCCCCUCAGCUCCUGGGACCCUGCCUCAUUUCAUAGAAGAGCCAGAUGAUGCUUACAUCAUCAAGAGCAACCCCAUUGCACUGAGGUGCAAAGCAAGGCCGGCCAUGCAGAUAUUCUUCAAAUGCAAUGGCGAGUGGGUCCAUCAAAAUGAACAUGUCUCUGAGGAGAGUCUGGAUGAGAGUUCAGGCUUGAAGGUCCGGGAGGUGUUUAUCAACGUUACCAGGCAGCAGGUGGAGGACUUCCACGGGCCAGAGGACUACUGGUGCCAGUGUGUGGCAUGGAGCCACCUGGGGACCUCCAAAAGCAGGAAGGCCUCCGUGCGCAUAGCUUAUCUACGGAAAAACUUUGAACAAGAUCCACAGGGAAGGGAGGUUCCCAUCGAAGGCAUGAUAGUGCUACACUGCCGACCGCCCGAGGGUGUCCCUGCUGCUGAGGUGGAAUGGCUGAAAAAUGAGGAGCCCAUUGACUCUGAGCAAGAUGAGAACAUUGACACCAGGGCUGACCACAACCUCAUCAUCAGACAGGCACGGCUCUCGGACUCAGGCAAUUACACCUGCAUGGCAGCCAACAUCGUGGCCAAGAGGAGGAGCCUGUCAGCCACAGUAGUGGUUUAUGUGAAUGGAGGCUGGUCUUCCUGGACAGAGUGGUCAGCCUGCAAUGUUCGCUGUGGUAGAGGAUGGCAGAAACGUUCCCGGACCUGCACCAACCCAGCUCCUCUCAAUGGUGGGGCCUUUUGUGAGGGAAUGUCAGUGCAGAAAAUAACCUGCACUUCUCUUUGUCCUGUGGAUGGGAGCUGGGAAGUGUGGAGCGAAUGGUCCGUCUGCAGUCCAGAGUGCGAGCAUUUGCGGAUUCGGGAGUGCACAGCGCCACCCCCAAGGAACGGGGGCAAAUUCUGUGAAGGGCUGAGCCAGGAAUCUGAAAACUGUACAGAUGGUCUCUGCAUUCUAGAUAAAAAACCUCUUCAUGAAAUAAAACCCCAAAGAUGGAGUAGGAGAGGCAUUGAGAAUGCCAGCGACAUUGCUCUGUACUCGGGCUUGGGCGCUGCUGUGGUGGCCGUUGCAGUCCUGGUCAUUGGCGUCACCCUUUAUAGACGGAGCCAGAGUGACUAUGGCGUGGACGUCAUUGACUCUUCUGCAUUGACAGGUGGCUUCCAGACCUUCAACUUCAAAACGGUCCGUCAAGGUAACUCCCUGCUCCUGAACUCUUCCAUGCAACCAGACCUCACGGUCAGCCGAACGUAUAGCGGGCCCAUCUGCCUCCAGGACCCUCUGGACAAGGAGCUCAUGACAGAGGCCUCACUCUUUAACCCUUUGUCCGACAUCAAAGUCAAAGUUCAGAGCUCAUUCAUGGUGUCCCUGGGCGUGUCUGAGAGAGCCGAGUACCAUGGCAAGAAUCAUUCUGGGACUUUUCCCCACGGAAACAACCGCAGCUUUAGUACAAUGCAUCCCAGAAAUAAAACACCCUACAUCCAGAAUCUGUCAUCACUCCCCACAAGAACAGAACUGAGGACCACUGGGGUCUUCGGCCACUUAGGAGGACGCUUAGUCAUGCCAAAUACAGGGGUGAGUUUACUCAUACCACAUGGCGCCAUCCCAGAAGAGAAUUCUUGGGAGAUCUACAUGUCCAUCAACCAAGGUGAACCCAGCCUCCAGUCAGAUGGAUCCGAGGUGCUCCUGAGUCCUGAAGUCACCUGUGGCCCCCCAGACAUGAUUGUCACCACUCCCUUUGCAUUGACCAUACCACACUGUGCGGACGUCAGUUCUGAGCACUGGAACAUCCAUUUAAAGAAGAGGACACAGCAGGGCAAGUGGGAGGAAGUGAUGUCAGUGGAGGAUGAAUCCACAUCCUGUUACUGCCUUUUGGAUCCCUUUGCAUGUCAUGUGCUCCUAGACAGCUUUGGGACAUAUGCCCUCACUGGAGAGCCAAUCACAGAUUGUGCCGUGAAGCAACUCAAGGUGGCUGUUUUUGGCUGCAUGUCCUGUAACUCUCUGGAUUACAACUUGAGAGUCUACUGUGUGGACAAUACCCCUUGGGCAUUUCAGGAAGUGGUUUCAGAUGAAAGACAUCAAGGUGGACAGCUACUGGAAGAGCCAAAGUUGCUGCAUUUCAAAGGGAACACCUUCAGUCUUCAGAUCUCUGUCCUGGAUAUCCCUCCAUUCCUCUGGAGAAUCAAACCAUUCACUGCAUGCCAGGAAGUCCCAUUCUCCCGCGUGUGGUGCAGUAACUGGCAACCCUUGCACUGUGCCUUCUCCCUGGAGCGCUACACGCCCACCACCACCCAGCUGUCCUGCAAAAUCUGCAUCCGGCAGCUCAAAGGCCAUGAACAGAUCCUCCAAGUGCAGACAUCCAUCCUAGAGAGUGAAAGAGAAACCAUCACUUUCUUUGCACAAGAGGAUAGCACUUUCCCUGCACAGACUGGUCCCAAAGCCUUCAAAAUCCCCUACUCCAUCAGACAGCGGAUCUGUGCUACAUUUGAUACUCCCAAUGCCAAAGGCAAGGACUGGCAGAUGUUAGCACAGAAAAACAGCAUCAACAGGAAUUUGUCUUAUUUUGCUACACAAAGUAGUCCAUCUGCUGUCAUUUUGAACCUGUGGGAAGCUCGUCAUCAGCAUGAUGGUGAUCUUGACUCCCUGGCCUGUGCCCUUGAAGAAAUUGGGAGGACACACACGAAACUCUCCAACAUUGCAGAAUCCCAGCUCGAUGAAGCCGACUUCAACUACAGCAGGCAAAAUGGACUCUAGUCCACGAUCGCUCAUGAGACAGUGAUGGCCAGCUUCUGGACAUUUGCUUUAAAUGGGAAAGAGACAGCUUUCUGCCCAGUGGCAUUUGGAGAAUUCGGCCUUCAUUUACAAUCAGUGAGAAUCCCUGGUUGAAGAAACUGAAUUUUAUAUAGGUAUAAUAUGUUAAUAGGGAAGAGUACAAGCUCUCUUAAAUAUAAGAGGGCUCUACUGUCUCAUCUGAAUCCACACUUGGGUUCACACUUGAUGAACUUUCUGAGCUUUGGAGUGGUAAGGAUAAAGUGAGGGCAUAGUUAGAUCAAAGCAAUUGUGGGGGAAAGAUGAGCUACAAUAAAGCCAGGAAGGCAAAGAUUGAAUCGUGCAUGUCUCAAAACAGGUUUUUAAUGAUGUGCCCCAAAGGGCCAGCUGAUUCUGGUACCAGAUUGUCAGGCUUGUCUACCAACUGGCAUCCAGUGAUGUCAACAAUCAUUGUAAAACUGGCUUUUCUAAGUGAAAUGGGGUUGCCAACCCAUUCGUAGGACUUUGGUAAUGUCAAGGAAGGCAUUUAGAAUUUAGACUCUGAGUACAUCACACCAGCACCGAUUCUCUAUUUAUCCUAACCACUUAAUGGAAAUAAGAUCAGAAGGUAAGAUGGACCACAAACUAGUUCUUGCUGUGUAUGCCACCUUCAUUCUCUCCCAGAGACAAAUCUACCCACAUUCUUUCUUCCCCUUCCUUACCUAGAACAUAGGAGUGGUUUCAAGGAGGCUAAUUACUUCUCAAUAUGGAAAUUUACUUCUCCUAACUCAACAAUGCAGAACCCUCUAUUCCCAGCCCAGCCACUCAAGGUGCAAAGUGCUAUUAGAACACAGCUUAUUACUUGGAUUUGGGGGGAGGGAGUAUCAAAUCGAGCCCAAAAUAGGACAGGGACUGCAGAUGCCAAAGGCCUCAGAUAAGCUAUAAUUCUAGGAUAGAGGUGUUGACCCAUUCUCUAAACAUUUUUAUGAGGGGAUGAGGGGUCCUGUUCUACUUUUCAAUCCAGGUUCUUGAAAAUUUCUAGCCACCUUGAUACUAUGUUGUCACAAAAUCUUUCCAUAGGGCUAUAGGGCAUCCUCCUUCUGCUUCUGCUUCUUGGAAAAUUAGCAGAUAGUCUUUGGUCUAAAUGAUAGGAGUAAAUAGACAUGAGGAAUACGGUCUACCACAAUGUCCCAGAAACCACAUGCAUUGUUCUGGAAGCUUUUAAGCUCUGAUUACUCAACCUCACUAGGUAUGCUUUCUCUACAGGAUUAUUAAUAUGGGACUCUUGCUUUAUGGUUCUUUAAAAAAAAAUAGGCAAUGAUGUUGUGGAGAAUUGAAGUCCACCAAUAAUUCAUGAAACUCACCUUAACAUUUUACUCCAUCUUUUAUCCUAUAAAAUAGUUUUUGAAAAGAUGUCCUGGCAGACUAAAGAUGUGCCGAUCUGUUCCUGAUCAUCUUCUGGUGGAUGUUUUAAUCAGCUGCCCACAAUCAGAACAGGCGAGGUCAAGGACCUAGAUUAUCUACAAGACUGAUCAGCUACUUAGAGGCUGGCUACAUUAAAAUAAAAUCUAGUCAGGGAAUGGGGGUGUUGGGGAGUACUUGGCAAUGGGGUUAUGAUCAAUCUUUUUUUUUAAUGUUUUUGUAAGUCUCAUGUAAAACAAAACAAAACAAAACAAAACAUAAAUCUCCACUGAAGUAAAAAAGGCCUAGAGAUAGGUGUAAUUUAUAAAACCAUGAGUAAGGCAUUAGCAACUCUUGAAUGCAUUAGCUAUUUUCUCUAACUAAUGUGUGGUAUAGGUCUCCUAUAUUGGAUGAAAGGCUUUGCUACAUGAAAUUCAAAAGCAUCUUGCUUUUCUCAGGAGCCAAAGGCAUAUCAUAUAGAACAAACAAAUCCUCUUAGAACUGCUGAGCAUAUUUUCAAAAUACCUCUCUAGAUCAAGCAAAGACCCUUUUGCUAACGUGCUCUACUUAUUUAUUCCUUCUGAUGAGCAAAGAGAAAGCAGAAGAGGGUAAAUCAUCUGACACCCUUGCUAGCAUUUCUGGAAGAGCAAGAAUGUUGCUCUUCCAGAGAACAACGUUGAAAUUGAUGGUCAGUCACCCAAAGUAAACUAGAGAGUUUAUUGGCAUGGUAGUAUACAGAAAGAAGCUGCGUUGAUUUUAAUAAUAAUUUGCAGGAAACAUCAGAGAGAACUUUUGUAAGUUUCCACCUUGGAGGACUUUUGUUUUAAAACAAACCAUCCUACCCAUUUUUCCUUUUCCUUUAUAACUGGCCUUAUAUGAUUGCUUCAUAUAACCCGAGAAUCCACAUAGAUCCUUUUUAGAUCUGAUAUGUUUUUAAUAUCUUAAAAAAUUUAAUAUCUUCCCUAGAAUCUAGAUCAUUUUAAGCUAAGAGAUUAUCAUCCACCCCUCAACGUCUAGAAUUUCCAACCAUGGGCUUUUUUUUUUUUUUUUUCUGGUGGGAGGGUGGCUUGAUUUUUAUAAAUUCACAAGAUCAUCAUACCAUAUUGAACAACAAAGGAAGCAAAUUAACACAAUUCGCUGCUGACUUCAGCCUAAGGUUCGAAUCCAUCUUUCAACCUAUUUUACUCCUUCUUUUCAUUUCUUUUAUUUCUGCUAGCAUCCUACAUAGGAUUUCUACAGGAAUAUGUGAAAUUCUGUGGCUGUUGCACAUCAGGAUCCUAUUUUACAGUAGAAUUCCAAAGAGAACCUAUGUUUGCGAGAUUUACCGACAUGGUUGGGGAGUCGGGGUGUCAGGGAAGAGCGGAAAUCACAGAUCAGAUGGACUUCACUGACACUUGAACUUGUGGUUACUCACUGUGACCUUAAACCCUUUUUCUAUUUUAAUAUUUUCCCAUCACAACACCAAUGCCCCUCUAGAAAGAGAUUCACUUGUCAGUACAUGUGCUUACCUUAGAAGUCUUAUUGUCCUAGUGUAAAAGGAACCAACACAUGAAAAAUGGGCUUGAAUACUUGGCAGGUUGCUUAAAAUUUUUACAAAAUAUCCCAUUUAGUGCCAAAUCUUUCAGUCCUCAAAGGCAUUUAAGUCUAAUGGUCAUGCUUUAAACAGGACUUCAAAUUAUGCCACCAAAAGGUACACUUCACAGCUGUACCAGACUGCCGCUGCAUCGUAAAGUUAAUUUACAGUUUUUACAACAUUGCUUGUGCAGUCUUACCAGUUUACAUCAAAAUCCUUUAAGCCAAAAGGAAGCUCACUCUAUGGAUUUAAAUGCAAACUUCAUUUACUGGUGCAGAAAGUCUCGUAAAACUCAGAUGUACUCCCACAAAAAUUUUAUUGGCCUUUUUGUAAGAGAUGAAUAGGAAUUGACACAAUUCUCUUUAAAGAGGGGAAAUUUUCUCUCUCUUAUUAUUUUUAUCUCCAGAUGCAGGUGUUCUCCUGUGCCAUGGUCCCUACGUUUUUCUUUCAGUUGACUUUGAGAAGGGUUAUUAAGUCAGAUGACUAAACCAGGGUUCUCUUUGGAUUAAAAGUUCUGGAUUCGUUGCCCCUAUUUUCCUUGAGAAAAAUUCUCAACAUCACAAAGUGGAAUAUGAAAAUGGUAUAUAGAUCUUCCUCGACUUAUGAUGGGGUCAUGUCCUCACAAACCCAUCGUAAGUCAAAAAUAUAGUUAAAUCAAAAAUACCACAGCCGAUAGCCUAGCUGAUGCACACUCAGACCAUGGGCAUUAGCCUCAAGUUGGGCAAAAUCAUCCAACACAAAGCCUGCUUUGUAAGGAAGUGUCGAAAAUCUCAUGUCAUUGAUCAAAUACUGUACUGAAACAAACAACGGAAUGGUUGCCAGCAUCCUGCUGGUCUACCCUUGAGAUGUCAUGGCUGACCAGGUGGGGGGCGGUGGCUACCCGGGGCCCAGCCAGCAUCACGGGAGAGUCAUCCCUCAUAUCGCUAGCCCAGGAAAAUAUCCAGAUUCAAAGUUGCUAGGACAGUUUCUACUGAAUACCUAUCACCUUUGGACCAUCGUAUAAAGUCAGAACAUUGUCAGUUGAACUGUCAUAACUGGGGGACCAUCUGUAAUGGAUUUUAGAUAGUAUUCUCCACUUGCCAAACCUCUGGCAAAUUUACCCAUGGAUUUCAAACUGUGAGAAGAUCAUUGAACGUGCUUGCUUUUCCUUUUGCCAUUUUCACCACAAUCCCUUAGUCCUUCUGUAAAGGUGUGAAAUAAUCACUCUCAGAUGUGGUGAAGGUGAAAUUCCCUCCAAGGUCUCUGUCCCAGAUCUGGGAAGGUCAUGGGAACCUGACGGGGCUGAAAUACUUGCUUCUUAUGGCCCCUCAUGGGGUCCAUUUCCAUUACUUUUCCUCAUGAAACAUUGCAAAGUUCUGAAUCCUGGUAUCUCCCAUUGACCGGACUAGGGGUCACAUCUGCAGCAAAUGGGAGAGCAAAAUGUUGUCCUACAGAUAGUGACAAAAUUUUAUUAGCCCUUCAGUGUUAGUUGCCAUAGCGCUGUAUUUGAAAAAUCGAUGCUGUAGCCAAAAGCUGAACGGCCACCCUUUUCCGCAGCUUCCACUGUUUUGUCUGCAUAGAGUUUUCCUGAACUACAAGCAAAAUGUAUUUUGUCGAAUGUCACAAAGUGAAAAUGUUGCUAAUAUUAGACGUGUUACAUAUUUUGUGUUUUUACUUUCCAUACUCUUUCAAAAGCUGCAGUUCUAAAAGCUGUUUGGCUGUAUGGACAGCAUGUGGUGUUCUUUGCAAAAGCAAUUCUAGGAGAGCCAGCGUCUACCAUGGACUCCUCACAUCCCCAUUCCAGGGUCAUCAGCAAAAGAGCAAAAUGGCAAUUUUGUGUGCUAUGUUUUUUUUCAAAAGAUAAAAAGGGGAUGGAAAUUAGACCUGGCUGUUAGUCACUAGUGUGUAGUACUGUGAUCUGAAGUAGGAAAUUUAACUCACAUAGAAUAAUUGUGGUGUUUGAAGCAGCUACUUUGCUUUUUCCUUUUGCUGUGAAGAUCAUGGAUUUGGAAUGUCCUCAUGAGGUGGACCUAAGACGGUGACAGUGAACUUCAUGUCUUAGGGUCCACCCUCCAUCUGAACCCAAAGAUUAAAAAGGCAGUAAGCUUCAUGUUUAGGCCUAAGCUUAAAAAUAUCCUCCCCCACCCCUAUGAUUGAGUUGGGCAGAGGAUACAUCCUCCUUUCCAAAAAGUUACCGCCUUGAAUUAUAAAAUGGAUCACUAAAUUGGGUAAAGUAACUCUUGCAUGAGUGGAAAUGUGUGUUAAGUACUUUUACAAAAAAGGCAUGAUUGUGACAGAAAUGUCCUUUUGCCUCAAAUCUUGCUAACCCCAAAGAGUGUUUCCCUAUUGCAGGCAUUAUUUACAUACAAAUUCCAAAAUGGCAUAAAUUGUAUAAGUACCUUCAAAUUAAAGAGAUACAAGAGGUAGAGAUUUAACAAUGGUUCUAUUGAAUUAUGGGAAGAUGAUAUUUUAAGGGAAUCGUAAGCAGAAUAUCUUGCCUUAUGACCCGCAUCACUGAAACAGACAUUACAAUCACAAAUAGAUCUAAUAAUUCCAAUAUCCCUCCAUUAGCGAACUCUGAUGAUGCUAAAGUAAGAUCACCUCUUACAGGGAGGCUGUGAUCUAAGCUUCAUCAGAGUGUAGUUAAAAAAUUUCAAUCAGAAACCCUCUAGAGGGACCAGUCUCAAUCAUGCAGGCCCUUCCCAUUCAACACAUUUCUAUAAGAAGGUGAAACUCAUUGUGGGAAUUUUCUGGUCAGGAAAACAAUUCUCUCCUUUCUAAAUUGGAAUUAAGACAGAUUUUAAAUUUCCCAUUCUUCACAGUUGUUUCUAAUUGGUACACGCAAGACAGUGUCCCCCCAGAAAUAGUGCAGAUAGAAGCAAUUAGAGGAAAACUGGCUUAUUCUCCUGACCCAAACUCAACAAAUCUGAGUAACUGUUUACCUCCAUUUCUGUAUGAAGAACUUUAAAACAAAUUUCGUUUUCUUCUGUUUAUUUUGGGAAAGUACAUGGAGGAGGAGCGGUGGUUUUUUUCGUGAUUCAUAUCUCCAACCCAUACCACUCUCAACUUUUAUUUGAUGUGUUCAAAGCCAGAAGAAAAAAAAAAAAAAAAAAAAGCAGAACUGAACACUUAAAUUGACAUGAAGCUGAAGGAGUGAGCAAGCCAGAGGAGAGUUUGAAUAAAGCAUGGCCUUGGCUUCAUACCACACUUUUUGUGCCUUGUAUUAUCAAUGUAAAUUCUGAAUGUUGUACAGUAAAUACUUGGAUGGACUUCUUAGAAAAGGCUGCACUGGCUUCUUUUUCAGCACAUGUACAUAUCUAUAAAUAUAUAUACAUAUAUAUUUGGUAAUGCCAAACAGCUGUGUUAUAUUGUACUGAACAAAAUGGACCGUUUGGAUGUUUUAUGUAGAGUUUGCAAAAAAAAAAAAAAAAAAAACAAAAAAAAACAACAACAAACAACUGGAUGGUUACAGACUUUUCAAGAUAAAUGUACAGACGUAAAUUACCGCAUAUCAGUUAUUUAUGAAUAAAGAGUCUUUUAUUGACAUUUUAGGAUA